AACAUAAUGGAAUUUUGCCAUCUCACAGGUAUUAAUAAUUUCACCUUGGAACGCAGUGCUUUGAUUCUUUGGUUACCCGCUUACAAUUAGCAUUUCCAGCUAUUGAAGAAGCCGACGCAGAUUCCAUUAAUUUGUUAUAUUAUUUCUGUGAUAAAUCCACUUUUAUUUAUAUCUCUUUCUUUGGCUCGAUCGAAUCAUCUAUCCGAUUAUUCUGUCAUAUUUGGGACAACACAUUAAUUCUCUUGCAGAGGGUUGAUGGCGGUUGCAGCAGCGGGGCAGCUUAAUCUGGAGGAGUCCCCAUCGUGGGGAUCUCGUAGUGUCAGCUGUUUCGAGAAGCUUGAGCAGAUUGGCGAAGGAACUUACGGUCAGGUAUAUAUGGCCAGGGAAAUUCAAACAGGUGAAGUUGUAGCUUUGAAAAAAAUUCGAAUGGACAAUGAAAGAGAAGGGUUUCCAAUAACUGCUAUUCGUGAAAUCAAAAUUUUGAAAAAGCUGCAGCAUGAUAAUGUUAUUCGGUUGAAGGAGAUUGUAACUUCUCCUGGUCGAGAUAAAGAUGACCAAGGAAAGCCAGAUAGUAAUAAAUACAAUGGGAGCAUUUACAUGGUCUUUGAGUAUAUGGACCAUGACCUGACUGGUCUAUCUGAUCGGCCAGGAAUGCACUUUACUGUUCCUCAAAUAAAGUGUUAUAUGAGGCAACUUUUAACAGGGCUGCAUUACUGCCAUGUCAAUCAAGUACUGCAUCGUGAUAUUAAAGGAUCAAAUCUGCUUAUUGAUAAUGAUGGAAACUUGAAGCUUGCAGAUUUUGGCCUUGCAAGGUCAUUCUCUAGUGACCAUAAUGGAAACUUGACAAACCGUGUUAUUACACUGUGGUACAGGCCUCCAGAGUUACUGCUAGGCUCAACAAAGUAUGGACCAGCAGUUGAUAUGUGGUCUGUGGGUUGCAUUUUUGCAGAGCUUCUCUAUGGCAAACCUAUCUUGCCUGGGAAGAACGAGCCUGAGCAACUCAACAAAAUUUUUGAGCUUUGUGGAUCUCCAGAUGAGGGUAAUUGGCCAGGGGUGUCUAAGAUUCCAUGGUAUAACAAUUUCAAGCCACCUAGGCCAAUGAAGAGACGCUUGCGGGAGGUUUUCAAACAUUUUGAUCGACAUGCAUUGGAACUACUGGAGAAAAUGCUGACUCUGGAUCCAGCUCAGAGGAUUUGUGCGAAGGAUGCUCUUGAUGCAGAAUACUUUUGGAAUGAUCCUUUACCAUGUGAUCCUAAGAGUUUGCCAAAGUAUGAAUCCUCACAUGAAUUUCAGACAAAGAAAAAACGCCAACAGCAGCGACAACAACAUGAAGAAAUGGCAAAAAGGCAAAAAAUACAGCAUCCCCAGCAGCAGGUCCGUGUUCCCAAUAAUCAACAAACUGUACAGGGUCAUCUACCACUCAGGGCUGCUCCUAAUCAACCAAUGCACAAUCCUCCCCCUACAGCUGCAGCUGGACCUAGCCAACAUUUUGGUAAACCUAGGGGACCUGCAGGUCAGAAUAGGUACCCUCAGGGUGGAAAUCAAGGAGGAUAUAAUGUAAAUCGAGGAAAUCAGGCUGGUGGCUAUGGUGCUCCCUAUCCACCUCAAGGUAGAGGUGGGGGAUUUUCUGCAGCUGGUAUGCCUGGUCAAGGACCAAGAGGAGGAGGUGGAAAUUAUGGGGUUGGUGGUCCUGGUUAUCCACAAGGAGGUUCUUAUGGUGGAACUGGUGGAGGGCGAGGUCCAAUGGGAGGGAAUCGUGGUCAGCAGUUUGGGUGGCAGCAGUAAACAUGUGUUGUGAUAUUGCUGACAGAUCAGUUGCUUUUGGGAAUUUGAAAUUUGCAAGCAAAAUUUCAUGUUUGACAUGUUCAACCAGCUUUACAUCUUACUUGUACAUCAAAAGGUUAAUAACUUAGUACCAUAGCAAUGAAGCAUGUGUUUGUUUCUUAUUUAGUUCAUAAGAAAUAUGUGCAAAUGUGCAACAUAUAUGCAUGAACAUAUUUUGUGACCAAUUUUUUUACAUCUGCAUUGUGUUCCGUUAUUUCUGUCAGGAACACAUGGUUGCAUUGUCACCGCAGUUGAGAGAUCCUCUUAAAAGAUGUUCUUGGUUUUUGUAGCAAAUGCAGUAUAUUGAUGUUGAUGGAAUAUAUGCUCGCUUGUCAAACUCUGGCACGUUUUGAUUUUCUCCACUCUACUUGUAGAUGAAUUGGUGGUUGGCAGUUGCAGAAUUUUUCAGUUAACAUGGCCUUUGAGUAUUGUGUAAUUUUUCAAGGAUUAGAAUCUUAAUUUUUGUCCUUAUUACAUUCUGCCUAAAGAAGAAAGGCAAAUAACUUUUUGUAGUCGAUUGGACUUGUGUGAGCUUAUCAUUCCUGGCCACAAUUUGUACUCUUAAUUUGUGGUAUGCAUUUUCAAGGUAUAGAGCUUUUCUACAUCCA
Cryptomeria japonica (Japanese cedar) is the source of this 2432-nucleotide messenger RNA. RefSeq names its product cyclin-dependent kinase C-2. Gene Ontology annotation, biological process: protein phosphorylation; positive regulation of transcription elongation by RNA polymerase II. Gene Ontology annotation, molecular function: RNA polymerase II CTD heptapeptide repeat kinase activity; cyclin-dependent protein serine/threonine kinase activity; ATP binding. The transcript has 12 exons. Bases 256 to 1785 code for a protein of 509 amino acids. The record is from RefSeq and is a predicted model, not a curated record. Lineage: Eukaryota; Viridiplantae; Streptophyta; Pinopsida; Cupressales; Cupressaceae. Gene Ontology annotation, cellular component: cyclin-dependent protein kinase holoenzyme complex; nucleus.